Guyanagaster necrorhizus is the source of this 849-nucleotide messenger RNA. RefSeq names its product phosphatases II. The coding region runs from base 81 to 632 and encodes 183 amino acids. Gene Ontology annotation, biological process: peptidyl-tyrosine dephosphorylation; negative regulation of MAPK cascade. Gene Ontology annotation, cellular component: cytoplasm. The record is from RefSeq and is a predicted model, not a curated record. NCBI's taxonomy places the organism in Eukaryota, Fungi, Basidiomycota, Agaricomycetes, Agaricales, Physalacriaceae. The transcript is spliced from 3 exons. Gene Ontology annotation, molecular function: protein tyrosine/threonine phosphatase activity; MAP kinase tyrosine phosphatase activity; MAP kinase tyrosine/serine/threonine phosphatase activity.
CUUGGUCUCUUUCCUGAAACUUUGAACACAAAUUAUCCACCAGCCCUAACUUUACAGGCUUUCACACCUUGGGUGCAGACAUGAUCCGUUUCGACAGCAUCCCAUUCGAAAUCCAGCAGGCCCUGUGCACUCCAAUGCACCGGAUCCUGACGCCCACCCCACUACUCAAAGAUCCCUCAAAGAUCACCGGUUCGCUAUACUUGGGCUCUCUAACCGCCGUGUGCGAGAAAGACCUCCUUCGAGAGCACCACAUCACCCAUCUCGUUCAAGUUCUAGACGUACCCUGGCUCCCAGUCUCAGAGAAGGACGGUUUCAACUGCUAUCGCAUCGAUAUCCUAGACCAGGCUUCCUCAGACCUCAGGCCCCACCUCGAAGACGCGUGCAAUUAUAUUGACAAAGCCCUCCGGGGCGGGAAGAACGUUCUCGUUCAUUGUCAGCAGGGUAUAUCUCGGAGCGCGUCGAUUGUUAUUGCGUUUCUGAUUCGCAAUCGGGGAAUGUCAUAUGAAAGUGCUUAUUCGCUGGUGAGACAUGAGCGGCCGUGUAUCAAGCCAAAUCCGGGAUUCGUUCAGGCCCUGAAGGAAUGGGAAGGGCUUUGGCGUCGUCCUCCUCCUGGUCGACGAUUUACUUCAUGAUGACGGUUGGAGAGCGGCGGCAUUGACCGCACUAGGACUUGAUGUCAGUCCUUUCACCAAUGCUCGACACCUGGUGAAAGAUACUCAGGACCGUUGCCUAUACAAGAUGCAUUCGUAUGUAGCAUUACCAACUUUUCAGGUCUAUCUGAAAAUGGACACGCCAGGACGGCGCGCAUAGUUUCCCAAUCUCUUGUCUUAUGCAUUCUAGCACUGCAGA